ACUUCAGGCAUUGCCCGCAUAUAUUUUCGUCAACCGUUCAAAUCGCUGUCUGAUUGCUAAGAUAUCGACUGGGUCUUCGAUUUGACAUUCCAUUGGAAAAUGGCUAGCAACAUUACCUGGCACCCGUCUCUUUCUCGCCACGAGCGCGCGGAGCUUCGUGGACAGCGGGGUUUUACUAUAUGGUUCACCGGACUCUCUGCAUCUGGGAAAUCCACGAUCGCCACCGCUCUUGAACAGCAUCUCCUCCAUCUAGGUCUCGCCGCGUACCGGCUCGACGGUGAUAAUGUCCGAUUCGGCCUGAACAAAGACUUGGGAUUCUCUGAAGCUGAUCGUGUAGAGAACAUUCGGAGAAUUUCGGAGGUAGCCAAACUAUUCGCAGACUCGUCAACCAUCGCUCUGACUUCUUUCAUCUCUCCUUAUAUAGCUGAUCGUAAGGCUGCGCGGGACUUGCAUGCGGCCGCGAACCAACACACGGAGGACGAUCCAAUCCCUUUCAUUGAAGUUUUUGUUGAUGUGCCCCUAGAGGUCGCGGAGAAGCGAGAUCCCAAGGGGCUUUACAAGAAAGCUAGAGAGGGUGUGAUCAAGGAAUUUACUGGGAUCUCUGCUCCCUAUGAGGAGCCAAUUGACCCCGAGAUCAGAAUUCGCGCUGAUCAACUGACCAUAGAAGAGGCGGUUGUCCAGAUAAUGACAUAUCUGCAAGCUCAGGGCCUAGUGAAAGAGGUUUCUCGCGCCUAACAACAGUGCUUAUUCAAACCAUUACUUAAAUGAGAGAGCUACAAAUAGAAUUUGAGGUAUAUAGAGAUCUUAAAACAAAUAGAAUCGUU
This is a messenger RNA of Xylona heveae TC161, 824 nucleotides long. RefSeq names its product adenylylsulfate kinase. Gene Ontology annotation, molecular function: ATP binding; adenylylsulfate kinase activity. The transcript has 3 exons. Bases 100 to 735 code for a protein of 211 amino acids. Gene Ontology annotation, biological process: sulfate assimilation. The record is from RefSeq and is a predicted model, not a curated record. NCBI's taxonomy places the organism in Eukaryota, Fungi, Ascomycota, Xylonomycetes, Xylonales, Xylonaceae.